Pollicipes pollicipes is the source of this 1437-nucleotide messenger RNA. RefSeq names its product polyadenylation element binding protein orb (gene orb). Bases 1 to 1389 code for a protein of 462 amino acids. The transcript has 9 exons. The record is from RefSeq and is a predicted model, not a curated record. Gene Ontology annotation, molecular function: ribosome binding; mRNA regulatory element binding translation repressor activity; translation factor activity, RNA binding. Gene Ontology annotation, cellular component: nucleus; synapse; neuron projection. NCBI's taxonomy places the organism in Eukaryota, Metazoa, Arthropoda, Thecostraca, Pollicipedomorpha, Pollicipedidae. Gene Ontology annotation, biological process: negative regulation of cytoplasmic translation.
AUGAACGCUAUGGAGCAACUGCGGAGCAACUACCUGUUCCCUGAGUCGCAAGAUGGCCGCUCCACCGUCAGCGAUAUCAGCAAUAGCAACAAUUUGGAGACCUUUCAGAAGAUAAACCAGAUGCUGGAGAACUCUCUGGAUCUCAGCAACCUGGGGGGUGACAUCCGGCGACGAGGGAUUUCCAACGAUGCAUCUAUGACGCUCGACGGCUUGAUGAAUACGUACUCUCCCGACAACGUCUUCAAGGAAAAUUACCGGACGCCAACGUCGAAAUCUAUCGACCUGGACCAGCUGCAGGAGUGGAACCCCAGCAAGCUGCUGUACAACUUCAGCGGCACCCCGUCGCCGACGCUGCGCCCGAUCCGAGGCUCGCGCUCCUCCUACUCCGGCACGGCCGACACGGGCAGCCCGACGCUGGAGCAGGCCAUCCUGAUGGGCUGCCGCGACUUCCGCAGCCCCCUGUCGCCGGCGGCGGCCCACUUCUCGCCGCGCCUGGCCGUGCCGCCGGCCGCGCCCGUGCGGGACCAACGCGCCAUCGAGCAGGCGGCCAAACAGCACCGCAGCGCCGCCUCGCUGUACGACGCCACCUACACCUGGUCCGGCCAGCUGCCUCGCAAGGUGCACAGAAACCCCGUCUACUCCUGCAAGGUGUUCCUGGGUGGUGUGCCAUGGGACAUCACUGAAUCUGCCCUGGCCUUCGCCUUCAGGCCGUUUGGUCCCAUUCGGGUCGAAUGGCCUGGCAAGGAUAGCAAUGGCAACCCUCCCAAGGGCUACGUCUACGUGUUAUUCGAGUCUGAAAAACAGGUCAAGGCCAUGCUGGAAGCGUGCACGUACGACUUGGGCAACAGCGGCAACUGCUACUUCAAAAUUUCGUCUAGGCGUAUGAGGUCCAAGGAGGUACAGGUGAUUCCCUGGGUGAUCGCGGACAGCAACUACGUGCGCUGUCCGUCGCAGCGGCUCGACUCUCAGAUGACGGUGUUCGUGGGCGCCCUGCACGGCAUGCUAACGGCCGAGGCCCUGGCGCGCAUCAUGAACGACCUGUUCGGCGGCGUCGUCUACGCAGGUAUAGACACGGACAAGCACAAGUACCCGAUUGGGUCCGGCAGGGUGACUUUCAGCAACCAGAAGUCCUUCAUGAAGGCCGUGGGGGCAGCGUUCGUCGAGAUCAAGGCGCUCAAGUUCACGAAGAAGGUGCAGAUCGACCCGUACCUGGAGGACUCGCUGUGUUCGGUGUGCGCCACGCAGCAGGGGCCCUACUUCUGCCGCGACCUCUCUUGCUUCAAGUACUUCUGCCGCGUCUGCUGGACCUGGCGCCACUCGAGCGACGCGCACCGCGGCCACAAGCCGCUGAUGCGCAACUCGCGCACGUCGGUGGGCGCGCGUGUCUGAGCGUCGGCCGCUGCCGGGUCAGCCCGGCACCGGCGCCUGCCGGGGCCG